Molecule: messenger RNA, 933 nt
Organism: Penicillium malachiteum
Lineage: Eukaryota; Fungi; Ascomycota; Eurotiomycetes; Eurotiales; Aspergillaceae
Product: putative mitochondrial oxaloacetate transporter (Oac)
Exons: 5
Coding region: 1-933 (310 amino acids)
Source: RefSeq, a predicted model, not a curated record
AUGUCAACAACUACAGGAGCAUUCCUCGCCGGAGGUAUCGCUGCUUGCGGUGCCGUCACUGUUACUCAUAGUUUCGAGACCGUGAAGAUUCGCCUGCAACUUCAGGGUGAAUUGCAAACGAAGACAGAAGCUGUCAAGAAGUACAAUGGUGUCUUACAUGGUGUCAAGGUCAUCCUCCAAAAUGAGGGUCCGCGGGGUUUGUUCAGAGGAAUCGGGUCUGCCUACAUCUACCAGGUUCUGUUGAAUGGUUGCCGUCUAGGCUUUUACGAGCCUAUUCGCUCCAAUGCUACAUCCGCUAUCUACAAAGACUCAAAUGUCCAGUCUCUCGGCGUUAACGUCUUCGCCGGUGCGGUCUCUGGUGUAAUUGGUGCUGCUGCUGGGUCUCCCUUUUUCUUGGUGAAGACUCGUCUUCAAUCAUUUUCACCUUUCCUUCCCGUCGGUACCCAACAUAACUACAAGAACUCAUUUGAUGGUCUAAGCAAAAUCUACCAGGGCGAGGGUGUUAAGGGUAUCUAUCGCGGUGUUGGCGCUGCUAUGCUCCGUACUUCAUUCGGAAGUGCUGUCCAGCUUCCCACAUACUUCUUUGCUAAGCGUCGUUUGACCCGUCACUUGGGCAUGGAAGAGGGCCCUGGUCUUCAUCUCGCAAGUAGCGCCGUGUCUGGUUUCGUCGUUUGCUGUUUCAUGCACCCACCUGACACUAUCAUGGCUCGUAUGUACAACCAGACCGGUAACCUUUAUGGUGGUGCCUUGGACUGUCUUCUCAAGACUGUCCGAAAGGAGGGUGUGUUGGCCAUCUACAAGGGCUUCUUCGCCCAUUUGGCCCGUAUUCUUCCUCACACAAUCAUCACCCUCAGCUUAGCUGAGCAGACCAACAAGCUUAUGCGCCGCGUAGAGGACCGAAUUCUUCCUGACUCCCUGCGCGGAAAGAUCUAA